Molecule: messenger RNA, 435 nt
Organism: Papaver somniferum (opium poppy)
Lineage: Eukaryota; Viridiplantae; Streptophyta; Magnoliopsida; Ranunculales; Papaveraceae
Product: RNA polymerase II C-terminal domain phosphatase-like 1
Exons: 5
Coding region: 1-435 (144 amino acids)
Source: RefSeq, a predicted model, not a curated record
AUGUUAGAGGAUGCUGGUUUUAUACCAAACGGCAACAGAGAUGCCCCCAUAACUGAGGGUAUGCAUGGUGCUGAAGUUGAACAGAGACUAAAGCAACCUGAUGACAAGAAAAUGGUGGAUUCAGCAGCACCUUUUGUUGGUAAUAAUCAUGAUUUGAGGCCUCACAUUUCGCAGCAACCAGUAACUGUCUCGCACGAUGUUACCUGGCCGACGGCUCCGAGAACCCUUGUGCCACUACAGAAGCCUGGUUUGAUUGGAGUUUCUGUGAGACGAGAAGUCAAUCCCUCAGAGUUAAACCCUGAGUCAGGGAGAAGAAUCAUCACCAUGCCUCACGGACAGGAUGUGCAGGAACUUGGGUUGGGUGACUCUUCAAAUCUAUCAAGACCACUUGUACAAGUAGCAGUACCAUCACUCCAGGGUCGCGGAGGAUGCUGA